Solanum verrucosum is the source of this 656-nucleotide messenger RNA. RefSeq names its product 40S ribosomal protein S11. Gene Ontology annotation, molecular function: structural constituent of ribosome. The coding region runs from base 53 to 532 and encodes 159 amino acids. Gene Ontology annotation, biological process: translation. The transcript has 6 exons. The record is from RefSeq and is a predicted model, not a curated record. Gene Ontology annotation, cellular component: cytosolic small ribosomal subunit; ribosome. NCBI's taxonomy places the organism in Eukaryota, Viridiplantae, Streptophyta, Magnoliopsida, Solanales, Solanaceae.
GCACUCGAUAAGCUACCCUCGUUGAGUUCUGCGUCCUUGGUAAUCCUCAGUCAUGGCGGAGCAGACAGAGAAGGCGUUUUUGAAGCAGCCUGGUGUUUUUCUAAGCUCUAAGAAGACCGGGAAGGGAAAGAGGCCAGGAAAGGGAGGAAAUCGAUACUUCAAGAGUAUCGGUUUAGGAUUCAAGACUCCUCGUGAGGCUACUGAAGGUACAUACAUUGACAAGAAAUGUCCAUUCACUGGCAAUGUUUCUAUCCGAGGUCGUAUCCUUGCUGGUACAUGCCACAGUGCUAAGAUGAAUAGAACCAUCAUUGUUCGACGCAAUUACCUACAUUAUGUCAAGAAGUAUCAGAGAUACGAGAAGAGGCACUCAAAUAUCCCAGCUCACAUAUCACCAUGCUUCCGUGUGAAAGAGGGAGAUCAUGUUACUAUUGGACAGUGCAGGCCUUUAUCCAAAACCGUGAGGUUCAAUGUUUUAAAGGUGAUUCCAGCUGGUUCUGGUGGUGGAGGGAAAAAAGCUUUUACCGGGAUGUAAUCUUCAUUCCUCCAUUUCAAAAUUUGUUUUUUUUGUAGGAAUAUGAUGUCAAAACUUUUCUGCUUCUACUGAGUUAUCUUCAAAUUUUGAAACUUAAUAUGCCAGCAAGUUUGUUCUCUUAAAA